UAUUCUCAAAUCGAUCUGGUUUCUUCUUGCUUCCUUUCAACUCUCUCUCUUCAAUUUGCAGAAGAAGAAGAAGAGAUGGCGGUGGAGAUGUUGAGCUACACAAGGGAAAGCUUAAACGGUUCAAAUACAGAAGAAAACGCCGUCCAAGAAGCUGCCACUGCCGGAUUUCAAACAGUCGAGAAACUUAUUCAAAUGAUUUCCCAUCAUCAUCAAACCCAAAUCCGACAAUCUAAUUCAUCCAAUGAUGAUGAUGAAGAAGAUGAAGACCCAGAUAACAACUAUAUCGCCGUUGCAGAUGCCGCCGUCAAUAGGUUCAGAAAAUUCAUCUCCCUUCUUGAUCGUAAUCGUACCACCGGUCACGCUCGUUUCCGUCGCGGACCCAUUUCCCCACAUAAGAAAACUUUAGAUGAUGAUGAUGAUGAUCGGAGGAUGAUGAUGAUUACUGAUAAUCAAGAUCCAUCUAGUUUCAAGAUUCCGAUUCAUCAUCAAAAGAUAUUAUUACCUCCGUUACCUCAAAGAACCGGAUCGGGAAUGGUGAAAAAAGAACGAGCAUCGGCGACGACGAGUACGACCAUCAAUUUUUCUGCACCCUCUCCCCCUGUUCUUCCGCCGCCGACGAAUUCGUUCAUUUCGUCGUUCAAUUCCGGCGACGCAGAUUCAUCCGGUUUUCAGAUCACGAACAUGACACAGACAUCGUCAGGACGCCCUCCGAUUUCAACGAAAAGGAAGAACAGUUCAAUCGAUGAAGAUGCCGGAAAAUGCGCCUUGUCGGCGGCCGAUCGGUGCCACUGCUCCAAGAAAAGGAAAUCCAAGGUAAAGAGAGUUGUUAAAGUUCCGGCGAUAAGUUCUAAGAUGGCUGAAAUACCUUCGGAUGAUUGUUCAUGGAGAAAAUACGGUCAGAAACCAAUCAAAGGAUCUCCUCAUCCCAGGGGAUAUUAUAGGUGCAGUAGUGUGAGAGGAUGUCCGGCGAGGAAACACGUAGAGAGGUCUGUUAAUGAGCCGGGGAUUCUAAUCGUUACUUAUGAAGGCGAUCACAAUCACUCACAUUCCGCCGGCGACGGCGGCGCGGCCGCCGGAGCCUCAUUAGUUGUACUUGAGUCAUCUUAAUUUUUCAACGGCUGUGAUAAGAAACUAUUAUAUGAGGUCAACGGCAGAGAUUCGAUCUCUUUCUAUUUAUAUAUUAAAGGGGAGGAGAGAGAUGUGCUAAGUCAGCUAACCCUUUUGACAAACUUAAAAUUUUAAUAUUAUUAUUAUUAUUAUU
Molecule: messenger RNA, 1261 nt
Organism: Impatiens glandulifera
Lineage: Eukaryota; Viridiplantae; Streptophyta; Magnoliopsida; Ericales; Balsaminaceae
Product: probable WRKY transcription factor 7
Exons: 3
Coding region: 76-1107 (343 amino acids)
Biological process (GO): regulation of DNA-templated transcription
Molecular function (GO): DNA-binding transcription factor activity; sequence-specific DNA binding
Source: RefSeq, a predicted model, not a curated record